CUGUCGGCUCCAUGUGAAGCUACAUCUAUCCAGCAGACAUGUUAGGUGGAGAUCCUUCUUGGUACAAUCCAACAAGGCUGUCGGACCGUCCUGCUGCUGUGGGCGAAAGCAUCCGGGUUGUGCUGUGUGGCCAUUGGCUGCUGGUGUGUGGAUGCUGCAUGCAUGCAGCCUCAGCACAGUGAAAGAUGCUGGGACAGCUCCCAGACGCCCCACGUCACUACCGCACCGCCAUGCAAGUACACGGUACACCAUAAGCAGGUAUUUACAUCUGGAUUGGAUGCACAACUUCGAAGAUGGCAUCUUUUGUUUGAACUGCCCCAUUUUUCAUGUGAGCAAAAACAUUGGAACAUGUUACUGACAGGUGUGUUUUGUUGCCCAGGUGUGUCCGAUUGCAUUGCUUAUUCGAUCAAUAAAUAGCACUGAAGGUCUAUGCUCAGUUUCAGAUUGGGUGGGAUGGACUUAGAGGUGAAAACAACAUGAAAACCAGAGAGCAGUCUAUGGGUGAAAAACAAGCAGUUGUGAAUCUGGGAGAAGAUGGAAAAUCAAUCAGAACCAUGGCACAUUUAUCGUAGCCAGUACAACCAAAGAAGAAGCCACCGGUGUACCACACAACAGACGUUCAACAGCGACAGCAUUGGGAGUCAUGUCCUUGCAGCUGACUGCCGAGCAGCAGCGGAGAAUUGAGGAGAACCGACGGAAAGCUUUGGAGAGGAGAGCCCAGAGAGUUGGGCAGACCACCCCUACAAACAAGCAUGGCUCCAUGGAGUGUAUAAACGGUACAUCAGCUCCAAACCGGUUUGCUACAUCCUCCAGUAAAGACUGCCUUACUUCUAGCAACCACAAUAAUUACCCUAAGAUUGAUCCGACUUCUGGCAAUGGGAACCAAAGCUGCUCUUCUUUAAGACAGAUACCAGCCAAGGAUGCACAUCCUCCAGCCAGUUUCCAGCAUGUCAGCCAUCCCAUGGCACGCACAGACAGCAGCAUUGGUGUAAAGCCAGUUCAUCCCAAUUACCCCUCUCCCAGCAAUGCUGCAGUGGGCUCCUUCUACAAACAACCAAACAAACCCACCUCAGACUCUGCUUCUACUUCAAAGGCCGUGCCUGCUAAAAAGCCUGCUAUUUCUACCAGGGGGAAAUGUGUGCUGCACACUGAGGGGCGCUUCAGGGUGGAAGUUGGCUACAAUGCAGAGCUUAUUGCUGUUUUUAAAUCCAUCCCAUCUAAAAGCUAUGAUCCUUCCAACAAGAUGUGGAGCUUCAGUAUGGAGGACUACCAAGAGCUAAUGACCCAAGCAGCAUCCAUCGCCUCAGUGUCAUUGAGGCCUCUGGAGGGCAUGGAGGCAGUAGGCAUGGCGGCAGCCACCAGCCGAGCUCAAGACGGGUUGGCGCUGACCACUCUGCUGAAGCUGUGCAACCGCUGGCAGAAACCAGGCGCCACCCUCCAGGGCCAGUGUACCUUGGUGUCCCCCACCAAGUUUGAGGUUGAUAUCGGUUACCAUGUGGACGUGAUUGCAGCAUUCAAGCAAAUGCCAACAAAGACUUAUGACAUUAAAUCAAGGAAAUGGAGCUUUUCACUUGAGGACUACAGGAGAUUGAUGGAGCUCCUUGGUGGGAUAGCAGCAGUGGAGGUGGAGCCUCUUCCGAGGGCGAUCGUCCAGGCGUUUUCUGCCAGGUUUGAAGGACCUCAAGCCAGGUCUUUGGACGUCCCUGUGGCAGACCUGUCCCACGUCGACCCCUUGAUCACCAGCAGCCUCAUGCCCUUCCAGAGAGAGGGAGUUAAUUUUGCAGUGUUUAAACAAGGCCGCCUCCUCCUGGCUGAUGACAUGGGCCUAGGGAAGACUGUGCAGGCUAUCUGCAUUGCCGCCUACUACAGGGAAGAGUGGCCUGUGCUGGUGGUGGCUCCCUCCUCUGUGCGUUUCACCUGGGCUGAGGCUUUCCGUCGCUGGCUGCCCUCGCUGAGUCCUGACAGUAUCAAUGUGGUGGUGAAAGCCAAAGACAUCCUGGGGGCGGGGCUUGUCAACAUCAUCAGCUAUGACCUCCUCAGCAGGAUGGACAAACAACUUCCACGGAACCACUUUGACAUUCUCAUCAUGGAUGAAUCUCACUUCCUAAAGAACAUAAAGACAGCUCGUUGUAAAGCUGCUCUGCCUCUCUUGAAGACAGCCAAGCGAGUCAUUCUCCUGUCAGGGACCCCGGCCAUGUCCAGACCGUCUGAGCUCUACACGCAGAUUCUGGCUGUCAAACCAACACUCUUCCCACGCUUCCACGAGUAUGGGCUACGCUACUGUGAUGCUAAACAGUUGGCCUGGGGUUGGGAUUACUCUGGCUCCUCCCAUCUCUGCGAACUAAAACUGCUCCUGUCCGAGUGUCUGAUGCUGCGCCGGCUCAAGUCCGACGUUCUCUCCCAGCUUCCUUCCAAGCAACGCAAAGUUGUCACGGUAACCAUCGACGGGGUCAGCAGUCGCACCAAAGCAGCUCUGUCAGCUGCAGCCAAGGAGUUAGCCAAGGGACACAAUAAUAAAAACGCUGAAAAGGAAGCCCUACUCAUUUUUUAUAACCACACAGCUGAAGCCAAGCUGCAAGCCAUUACGGAAUACAUGACUGACAUGUUGGAGUGUGGGAGGGAGAAGUUCCUGGUGUUUGCCCAUCAUAAGCUGGUGCUGGAUCACAUCACAAGUGAACUUGUUAAAAAGGAUGUCGGUUUAAUUCGCAUUGACGGGGCCACCCCCUCUAGUGAGCGCCAGCUGCUGUGCGACAAGUUUCAGCAUUCUAACAAGACGUGCGUGGCCGUGCUGUCCAUCACCGCCGCCAACAUGGGCCUGACCCUGCAUGCCGCCGACCUGGUGAUCUUUGCAGAACUUUUCUGGAACCCUGGGGUCCUGAUCCAGGCUGAAGACAGGGUGCAUCGCAUCGGUCAAACUAACAAUGUGAACGUUCACUAUUUGGUCGCUAAGGGAACAGCUGAUGAUCACCUGUGGCCAAUGAUUCAAGCAAAAAUGGAAGUGUUGGAGCAGGUUGGUCUGUCGGAGUCGAACCUCUCAGCUAAUGCAGCGACAGCUCGAUUCCACUCUAAGGACCACAAACAGAGGAGCAUUGCAGAGAUGUUCGAGAGGUCUUUCAGUGAGGACGACAAGAUGGACAAAGCAAGCCCUUAAGAGGAGUCAACUUCUGUGUUAGAUUUUGAAAAAUGUUGAAGCAUCAUGCAUAACACUUGAUACAUGUUUUUACUCAGCAGAGAAAAAAAUAAAAAUAAAUGUACAGUAGCCAUGGAUGCCUUUUUGUCAUGUAUUUCAUGAUUUAAGAAGUCAGUCUAAUCCAGUGGUGGUGAAGCCCAGGACAAGACAAGAGACUUUUGGUCAAUCAGUGUGAUGCUUCUUCAGGACCUUCAUUCACUCCUGCUCGAAGACUUUGAUUCCUGUUCUUCAGUUGUGAGGGGAAAAAAUGAGAUAAUGACAACAUUAGGUACUUCCAAUUAAUACAAGAGAUGGCAAAACAAUGUCAAAAUCUGUUGUGGCCAGUGAGCAUAAACUGUAUUGACUUGAGUGUUGGCCUCAUGUUGCUAAUAUGGAUAAGUCUAUUGGCUAAUGCACCUCAUCUUGGUGAUGUUUACUUUCACAUUGCUGCUGAUGCUUAUCAGAAGAGACAUCCUGUGGACCUUCAGUUGUGUUUUCAUCUGCAGACAAUGAGGUUCAAUUUUAACACAGCAAAAACAGCAAAAAGCAUUUAUGUGGGU
Dunckerocampus dactyliophorus (ringed pipefish) is the source of this 3729-nucleotide messenger RNA. It is a transcript of the gene smarcal1, whose product is annotated as SWI/SNF related, matrix associated, actin dependent regulator of chromatin, subfamily a-like 1. Bases 644 to 3151 code for a protein of 835 amino acids. Gene Ontology annotation, cellular component: nuclear replication fork. The transcript has 19 exons. Gene Ontology annotation, molecular function: ATP-dependent chromatin remodeler activity; ATP binding. Lineage: Eukaryota; Metazoa; Chordata; Actinopteri; Syngnathiformes; Syngnathidae. The record is from RefSeq and is a predicted model, not a curated record. Gene Ontology annotation, biological process: DNA repair; replication fork processing.